Messenger RNA from Siniperca chuatsi (mandarin fish), 1969 nucleotides. RefSeq names its product integrin beta 1 binding protein 1 (gene itgb1bp1). Gene Ontology annotation, cellular component: ruffle; cell periphery; lamellipodium. NCBI's taxonomy places the organism in Eukaryota, Metazoa, Chordata, Actinopteri, Centrarchiformes, Sinipercidae. Gene Ontology annotation, molecular function: integrin binding. The record is from RefSeq and is a predicted model, not a curated record. The transcript is spliced from 7 exons. Gene Ontology annotation, biological process: negative regulation of substrate adhesion-dependent cell spreading; negative regulation of focal adhesion assembly. The coding region runs from base 199 to 795 and encodes 198 amino acids.
CUUUUUUGUACUUCGCUGCGUCCCCUUUAAGUGGUGUUGGGUGUAGGCUGUGAAACUCAAAGUGAAGCUAAAGAGUCAAACUGUAGGUAAACAGAAAGCUUCUUUGAAGAAAAGUAGCCCUGAACGGUGAAUUGAGACGGUUACGGUACAAACAGGUUCGCGAGGCUGGAGGGCUGGAUGUGGUCGUCAUGGUGAAGGAUGUUCCGGAAAGUCAAAAAGCGCCACAGCAGCAGCAGCUCGCAAAGCAGUGAGAUCAGCACCAAAAGCAAAUCUGUGGACUCAAGUUUGGGAGGGCUCUCCAGAUCCAGCACCGUCGCCAGCCUUGACACAGACUCCACCAAGAGCUCAGGUAACAGCACGUCUGAAACAUGUGCUGAGUUCCGGGUGAAGUAUGUGGGAGCCAUUGAGAAGUUACAGUUUGACAUGAGCAAGACCCUCCAGGAGCCUCUGGACCUCAUCAACUAUAUUGAUGCUGCUCAGCAAGAUGGAAAGCUGCCCUUCGUGCCUGGAGACGAAGAGAUGAUUCUGGGAGUGUCAAAGCACGGAGUCAAAGUGGCCUCAAUGGACCAGUGUGAUGUACUGCAUCGCCACCCGCUGUACCUAAUAGUGCGUAUGCUGUGUUACGAUGACGGCCUGGGCGCAGGGAAGAAUCUCCUGGCUCUCAAAACCACCGAUGCAAAGCAAAAGGAGUGCAGCAUCUGGGUGUACCAGUGCAGCAGCUCAGAGCAGGCUCAGUCCAUCUGCAAGGUGCUGUCGGCUUCUUUUGACUGCGCUCUGACAUCAGACAAGUCCUGAAGCCGGAGAGAUGGGAUGGGAGCUGAGAUCUGUCUAGAAGAGAAAUUAAACAACUGCACAACCGGCAACAGUAAAUCAGGAGACAACCAUGACUGCAUUGCGAUUGCCAAAAAAUUGCAACCAUUUCCUUGUUUUUGCCCCAACUUUGCUUUGUUUCUUUUAAGAGAGAUUAACUGGAGGACAAAUCCUGUGUGUUUUCCAUGUUAGUUUGCAGGAAAACAUGAUUCCCAGUUUGUGAUACCUACUAUCACCUUCCCAUCAUUCUCCAGUUGAGACAGAACUACUGUGAAUUUGUCUGAAUCAUUUCCUUGGAAUUUAUUUCCUUUACCUCACAUGUUCAUUUGACCUUUCAGUUUCAGUUUGAAGUCAAAGAAGAAAGUUAAGAAAAAAGAGAAAUGGUUGCAUUUGGAAUACAGUGUACAGUUGUCAUAUAAAUUAAUCAUAUUUAAAUGUAAAUUAUGGUACAAAAUGGUACAUAAUGUUGUAACCCAGCUGUGUCAGCAUGUGGUUAUUCAUGGGAGACAUUCAUCAGUGGAGAAACAACACGGUACACAGAUUUGACGAAAUGCACAUGGUCCGGUUCUCUUCAUGUGGAAAUCACUCAGAUCUCCCUUUUUAAGUUUAGAUAUCCUUUUGUGUGCUCUGUUGUGUUUUUCUGAGACAAACUUACUUAUUCAUUGAGACAAACAGUAUUGGUACAAUAGCAGUCACUUUUUGAAGGUUACAUUAUACAAAAGUUUUAACUUUGGCCCACAUCCUAUACUUUGUCACCUGUGUGAGUCUCACUUUUUUCUUAAUUUGUGGGAUUUACUCAUUUUUAAUGAGUUUCUUGGUACUAAAAGCUUGAUGUGUUGUCUGAUUUGUUGUCCUUGUUUUUAUGUAGUGAUUCAAAAUGCAUUGAAUCCAUUAGACUUGCUGAAACCACAUACAUCCUGUUAGAAGCAUAUGAACAUGUUUACAGUUGUGGUACUAACUUGACUUCACCUUGUACAUAAUAAUAGCCUUUAACCCUUUUUACUGUCCUCCUUGUCAACAUGGUCCAGUUAAGAUUGGGUUGAAAAUGUGUGACAAUAAGGAAAUGAAAGAAUUUGAUCUGGCACAGUAAAGGAGUGGAAGGCUUUUGUUUUUUGUUUUUGAUAAUUAGUUUACUGAUUAAAGUGUCAUUUCUCUUUUU